CAACCCACGGGCCCCUGCGGUCUCAGAGAAAGAGAUGUGCCUCAGCGUCACGAAGCUGAAACCUCUGUUGUCUUUUAUAUGGAUGCUAACAUAUUUAGUAGAGCUUCAUGUCUGUUAAAUGACUGGGGCUCAUGUUGUGUAAUACACCAGGUUAUGUGGAGGGGAAACACAGAUACGCGUUUGUUUUCUGCUAACAGUUCAGCGCUCCAGUGAUGGACGCUUGUCAGAUGGCGUUGAGGGAGCACAGCUUUUGAUGAUGUUUUAUCUGAAGGUCUGUGAUGUGGAGGUAAUAGCUGCAGCAUGUCUGUGGAGUGAGGCUGUUAGCUGUUUGCUAAAGGCAACGGUGCAUGGCUGCGGCUGGUGCCGCCGCCAUCACCGCCAGCUGCUCAGUCAUUUCACGCCUGUCUGAGCUUCCUGCAGCGAGCUGUGAAAAGCAAAGUGGACGUCUGGGGAGAAACAGGUUCAGCUUGAUGUGGUUUCAGUGUCCAGUAACUAAAGCGGCUCCAAAAUUAAACGUGUUGGACGGAUACACGCAGCAGUGCUGUCCUGUUAUUUGACAAGGAUGUUCUUCAGUCCAGUGUGGUGCAGUGUGAUUGAUUAGCGAGGCCUUUGGUGUCCUGUGAUCUCUGAAUUCAUUUCUCAGCCUUUAGUUACACAGCUGAUGAUUUGUUGAUCUCACCACAAACUCCUUUGAGCAGCUGGAGCUUCUGCACGGCCCCACAGCUUCUCCCAGGUGUCGUGGAGCUGGUGCUGAUCAGAUUAAUUGGAGCACUUUGAGGACUCUUGUCUGUGCUGGAAACAACGGCUGAAGGGCUUCUAAAACCAGAAACAGUGGACAAGCUCCCUCUGCUGAGCUGCAGAACAGCCACUACACGGAUCUUUUUACCAUCCAUGUGAUGGCUCAGCAGGCGACGGCGGGAAGGCGCUACCUGCGGGCGUUCGUCAGCGGCUUUUUCGUCGCCGUUCCUGUGACCGUCACCGUUCUCGACCGGUUUGCCUGCGUGGCCCGAGUGGAGGGAGCGUCGAUGCAGCCCUUCCUGAACCCAGAGGGAGCUUCGGGCUGUGACAUCGUCCUGCUGAACCGCUGGAGUGUGAGAAACUACCAGGUCCAACGAGGCGACGUCGUGUCCGUCGUGUCGCCCAAGAACCCCCAGCAGAAGAUCAUCAAGCGGGUCAUUGGCCUGGAGGGAGACUUCAUCAGGACUCUGGGCUACAAGAACCGAUACGUUCGAGUCCCUGACGGUCACUUCUGGAUCGAGGGGGAUCAUCACGGCCACAGUCUGGACAGCAACAGCUUUGGACCAGUGUCAGUGGGGCUGCUCCACAGCCGAGCUUCUCACAUCAUCUGGCCGCCAAAUCGCUGGCAGCAAAUCAAACCGUGUCUGCCCCCCAACAGAGGACCGCUGGAUGCUGAGGAAGAGGAGGGAUGAACACACAAGCUCCGCCCACACGCCGUAUCACCUUUACUGUUUCUACGAUGUGAAAUUGAGGAGGAAACACACGUUGUUGUUAUGUGAACUGUUGGACUGUGGCUGCAGAGAUGUGAACGACCACAGGACAGCUGAAGUCCUGACCCCGACAUGAACCUGGUCCACGACCACUGGUUGAAUAAAACAAAAGAUCUGAGGACAGAAACUUGCAAAGCACAUUCAUUUUACUGUUUGCUGUCGUUUUGUAAUUAAAACAAUGGAUGCAUUAAUUGUGGAAAGAAUUAUUGGAUUACUUUAACAUAAUUCUGACUGCGUUCUUCUCCAUCCUCUGAA
This is a messenger RNA of Scatophagus argus, 1763 nucleotides long. RefSeq names its product inner mitochondrial membrane peptidase subunit 2 (gene immp2l). Gene Ontology annotation, molecular function: serine-type endopeptidase activity. The transcript has 6 exons. Gene Ontology annotation, cellular component: membrane; mitochondrial inner membrane peptidase complex. The record is from RefSeq and is a predicted model, not a curated record. Lineage: Eukaryota; Metazoa; Chordata; Actinopteri; Scatophagidae. Bases 897 to 1430 code for a protein of 177 amino acids. Gene Ontology annotation, biological process: mitochondrial respiratory chain complex assembly.